This is a messenger RNA of Populus trichocarpa (black cottonwood), 3100 nucleotides long. Its product is annotated as probable LRR receptor-like serine/threonine-protein kinase At1g07650. Gene Ontology annotation, molecular function: protein binding; protein kinase activity; ATP binding. Gene Ontology annotation, biological process: protein phosphorylation. The record is from RefSeq and is a predicted model, not a curated record. Bases 1 to 3033 code for a protein of 1010 amino acids. Lineage: Eukaryota; Viridiplantae; Streptophyta; Magnoliopsida; Malpighiales; Salicaceae. The transcript has 22 exons.
AUGGCUCCUGCACUCUCUGACAUCUUGAGAAUCACGUCUAGCUUACUUGUGCUUAUGUUACUAAUGUUUUGCAUGGGAGCAAUUAACUUGGAGGCCCAAGUUGGGAGCCUUGCUCCUGAUGAAGAUUCUGACAAUGAAGUUGUUUGCAACUGCUCAUUUCCUGGGGGAACGUGCCACGUUGUAGCCAUAUAUCUCAAAAGGCAAGAUCUUGACGGUACUCUCCCAAAGGCUAUCGAGAAACUACCACACCUUAAACAUCUAGAUCUCUGGGCCAACUACCUGAGUGGCAAUAUACCAUCUGAAUGGGCUAAUACCAAGCUGGAAUUAUUGUCUAUCGGCGUGAAUAACUUGACAGGAAAAAUUCCUAGCUAUCUGGGAAAUAUUACCACACUUAGAUCAUUGAACAUUCAGAACAAUAUGUUUUCUGGAACUGUUCCCCCUGAGCUUGGAGGCUUGGUUAACCUGGAGAAUCUAACUCUCAGUGCCAAUAAUCUCACUGGAGAGUUACCCCAGGCUCUCACUAAGCUGACCGGAUUGAAGGAACUAAGGCUUAGCAGCAAUAACUUCACUGGAAGAAUACCUGAUUUUAUUCAGAGCUGGAAACAACUUGAUACAUUAGAGAUCCAAGCUGAAUGGUUGACGUGGCUGCUGACUGGCGAUGACGUGCCGGGUCAACCCGGUUCAGUUGCAGGAAUUCGGGCGAGGAAGACGCGUGAGGAGCGUGAGGCGCGUUGGUGUGCGUGGGCAGUCCUGGGGUCGGCGCGUUCUGGCACGUGCGGUCAUGAAGGACGUCGGUUCUUCGCCGGGUUUUCACCAGAGAAUUCUUCUCGUCUUCCUCUACACGAUGGUAAUGGCAAAAACACGUAUCUUACAUGGAACAUGUUUACAGGGCCCAUCCCAGAUUGGUUCAACCAAAGAAGCUAUCGCUAUGAACUCGAUCUUUCAUACAACAAUUUUACUUCGGAAGCAAAAUGUAGAGAUACACUAAAUCUGUUCAAAAGUACUCGGGGAGGGAACUAUUCGAAACCUGUUGAGUGCCUGAGUGCUUGUUCAGAAGAGCGAUAUUCAGUGCACAUUAAUUGUGGGGGACCAGAAGCCACCAUUGGAAACACCAUCUACGAAGCAGAUGAUGAGCCAGGAGGUGCAGCAAAAUAUGCGUUCAAAAGAGAGGAUUGGCAAACAAGUACCUCAGGACAUUUCUGGGAUGUUCCUGCUUCAUUGGAUAACUACAUAGCACAAAACAAGUCCAUGCUCAGAAUGGACAACUCUGUAUUGUACACAAAUGCACGCCUCACGCCUUUGUCUCUCACAUACCACGUUCCCUGUCUGGUAAAUGGGAAUUACACAAUCAAGCUGCACUUUGCAGAGAUAGUAAUGAGGGAUAACAGAUCCUACUACAGUCUAGGAAGACCGAUAUUUGAUGUUUAUAUUCAGGACAUUGUUGUGCUGAAGGAUUUUGAUAUAGUUAAGGCAGCGGGAGGGGUGGAUGAGGUAUACAUUCAUAAUUAUACAGCAAAUGUAACCAAUGGAGCUUUAGAGAUCCGCCUUCAUUGGGCUGGGAAAGGAACAACAAUGUCUCCCAAGAAAGGAAUAUAUGGUCCUCUAAUAUCAGCCAUUGAUGUGGAAUCUGACUUCAAGCCACCUGAUAAAGGCAGGAGGAAGAGAUUCAUUGUCGCUGGAGCUGUGGUUUUGCCAUUAUUCCUCAUUAUCAUACUUCUAUCCACUCUCUGGUGGAAAGGUUAUUUGAGAGGAAGGAAAUCGAGGGAUCGAGAACUUGUUGGGUUAGAUCUGCUAACUGGUAUCUUCACCUUCAGACAAAUCAAAGCCGCAACGAAUGACUUUGAUCCAGUAAACAAACUUGGAGAAGGUGGUUUUGGCUGCGUCUACAAAGGAGUACUAUCAGAUGGCACUCAGAUUGCGGUUAAGCAGCUUUCAGCGAAAUCGAAACAGGGGAAUCGUGAGUUUGUGAACGAAAUUGGCAUGAUUUCUGCUUUGCAACACCCAAAUCUUGUUAGAUUGUAUGGAUGUUGCAUUGAGGGGAAGCAAUUGUUGCUGGUAUAUGAAUACAUGGAAAACAAUAGCCUUGCGCAUGUUUUGUUCGGGACAAAGGAAAUCCAGGCAACGAAGCUAGAUUGGCGUACAAGGCAGAGGAUAUGUGUAAGUAUAGCGAAAGGUCUGGUUUUCCUGCAUGAGGAGUCGACACUCAAAAUUGUUCAUAGGGACAUAAAAGGUACCAAUAUCCUUCUUGACAAGGACAUGAACACCAAGAUAUCUGAUUUUGGAAUGGCCAAGCUUGAUGACGAGGUUUCUGAUAUUAACACGGGGUUUAUUGAACACAUGAAAAAUCCUGAAAAGAAGACAGUAAGGAAAACACACAAGUAUUGUCAUUUAUCUAAGAUAGCUUUUAGUCUUAAAGAGUAUGAUGCUGUAACUGGGCUGAAGUGCCGAUGGAAGGGGCUAGCUUCAAAAUAUGUGAAUGUCUCUGAGUUAUUCUUUCUGUGCAGGGGAUACAUGGCACCGGAAUAUGCAUUAUAUGGUUACUUAACUUACAAGGCAGAUGUAUACAGCUUUGGUGUUGUAGCAUUGGAAAUUGUUUCUGGGAUGAACAACGUCAAAUUUAGGAGGGAUGAGAAUUUUGUAUGCCUUCUAGAUUGGGUUCUAUAUUUAAAAACAAAUGGGGACAUAAUGGAGAUGGUUGAUCCAAGAUUGGGGUCUGAAUUCAACAAGAAAGAAGUGGUUAGAAUGAUCAAUGUAGCCCUGCUAUGCACAAAUCAGUCUCCAGCACUUAGACCUACAAUGUCUACAGUAGUGAGCAUGCUUGAAGGAAAAACUGAUGUCGAGGAACUGGUCAUGGUUCCAAGCACAUUGGGUGAUCCAUCAGGGUAUGCUAUGGCCUUACAUAACAAGUUUGCUCAAUCUUCUGUCAAUGGAAGUUUAAGGGAAACUCCGUCCCUCGUGAAGUCAUCAGAGGGACCAUGGACUGCUUCUUCCUCUUCAUCGGCCCAGGAUCUUUAUCCAAUUAGUAAAAGCUGAUGUCACGAACCACAAAUUUUUUAUCAUGAAAAAUCCUGAAUAAGAAACAGAUUGCUAUUAUCUUUUA